CCGUGGGCCAGACUCCUAAAAAAGGACUUUCUAACCUCUUCCCCCGAGGUUCUUUUCUGCACCUCCGACGACCAGGUGGCGCAUCUUGACGUGGAGCUUAUUCUACCUCGUCCUGCGGUUCUCUUCUCUUCUCUGACGCCGACCCAUCUUCAACCAACUUCUCUCUUCCCUCACUCGCUUCCUCGGGAGUUCUGCCUCGAUUCAGAUCCCCUUUUUUGAUCGUAGAGCUCCGGGAAUUGAUGGUGCUUUUCAUCGUCCAUCGACGGAGUUACAUGCCAUCCAGUCCGCCGCACGUCAUACUUUAAGGUGGACUCUGCUCCAGUUUAGCCACCUGCACCUUUGUAUCUGCGGCCCUUUUAUACUCUUUUUUUUCCCUCCUUUUUCUUUUCCUUUUUUUUUUUUUUUCUUUUUUUUUUACCCCCGGUAUCUCUCUCCACAACUUCUCCCCAUAUCUUAAAGAAUUCUGGCGACAAGCUUUGCUAAAGUGGCGUUGCAACGGGAAAACGCGAAACGACAUCUCCUCCACGUUCCCCACCCGGAGCACCCUCUUUCCUCGUUCCAAAGGCAUCGCCGACCCCCGAGACCAGGGUGCUUCGUACUUGACGAGCCGCCAAGCGAACCUGCGCCCCGGGAUGAGGAGAUGUGGCUCGACUUAGAACACCAGACCCGUGCCGACGUCCUGCGUGACCGGCUCCAGAACGACGACUCCGCCCGGUCCUCCAUCAGCUCCGAUGCCCCCUCCGUGCUGCCGCCGCUGGCGAACGAGAAGCUCGUAGCCUCCGGAAAUGGCAUCUCGGUUUCGAUCGCCCAGACGGAGCCGGUCAUCUUCAUGGAAGGAUUCGAUGCGCGGGAGGCAUCGAAGACGUCGAUGCUGAGGGGCCAUCUGCAUUUGAAGAUCUCGAAGUCCACCAAGAUCAAAAAGAUAUACCUCACGUUCAAGGGUGCGGUGCAUUCGGCGUGGCCAGAAGGCGUACCGGGUAAAAGGGCUCAGUACAAUGACGAUCACAGCCUAAUGACGCAUACGUGGCCGUUCUUCAAUGCUCAGUUUGGCAGCGCGGAGAACGGCUACGGCGCAGAUUUUGUUCAAUUGACUCGUCCGCAGGGAGGCAAGGAGGGAUUAGGCAUCUCGACAAUCGAAGUCUUUAACAAGGCACACUCGGCUUCAAGCAUGGAACGAGUAGGUAUGAAGGAGCUCAGAAGCCUAUCUCUCAAGCACACGCCAUCUCGAAGCUUCGUAAAGGGUGAAGCGUACUACAACGGGCAAUCGGUAGCCCAGAAGGGAUACAAAACCUUCCGUCCUGGAGACUAUAUCUACAAUUUCGAGCUGCCGAUCGAUUCGAAACUCCCCGAGACUAUCAAGACCGAUUGCGCUUCGGUCAAGUACUGGUUGGACGUGAGCGUGGAGCGUGCUGGUGUAUUCCGGCCAAACCUGCUCGGUGUGAAGGAGGUACUUUUCGUUCGCACGCCGUCUCAGGGCUCAUUGGAGCAAGUCGAGCCAAUUGCGAUUUCUCGUACGUGGGAGGAUCAGCUGCACUACGACAUCGUCAUAUCCGGAAAAUCUUUCCCAUUAGGAGCCAAGAUCCCAAUCGCAUUCAAGCUCACCCCUCUAGCAAAAGUAGCCUGCCAUCGAAUAAAAGUGUAUGUGACCGAGACGAUCCAGCAAUGGACGUCGGGCAAGACCGCGCAUCGCCUUGAUAGCAGUAAGCAACUCCUGCUUUUUGAGAAGCGUGCGGACUCUGCUAGCGUUAGCGCCUACCCGGGGAGUAGGAUGCGGGUCACUGCCGGUGGUGGAAUCCACUGGGAUGAUCGAGCCGCCGCGGCGCAGGGCCACGAGGUGGUCGAUCCACGUCGCACGAGUUUGCUCGGUGAUCUUGAGAGUGAUUUUGGAGCCGGACCUACAGAGAUGGAGUUCGAUGUGCAGCUUCCUACGUGCCCACUCAUGAAGGAAAGGGACUCUUCGCAAAGAUUGCAUUGUGAUACGACACCGGAUGAAGCUUACCCCAAGAAGCGUCGCCACUUUGAGAUCUCGAUCGAUUCACCAUUCCAUAUCCUAUCCUGCCUAGCAACUCAGUCGAACAUCUAUCUCCCGUCCUACUCCUCCCCUUCAUCCUUUCCUUCUGAAGAGUACGAGUGUGGCUGCCCCGGUGCCCAACCAACCACGAAAGCCCCAUACCACGCCCAUAGCGCCAGCCCAGCCCAGCUCAGCAUGCUCCUCAACAUGUCCAGCGACCCAUCCUUCCACCCACAGCCAUCCAGCUCCACCAGCUCCACCAGCACUCUCACCGCCGACCAAGCCGACAACAGCAGCGAAUCCAGUAAUCCCUCCAACAUACCCACCCGCCCCAUUCACCUCAUCCGAAUCCCAUCCUUCGCACCGCCCCCGUUCGAGGACGUCCCGCCACCACCACCGCUCGUCACUCCUCCACCAGACUACUCCACGAUCAUACCGACCGACGACCCCAGCGCUGGCAUCCUGGAUUACUUCCACCGCCUGCAUCACGCGGAGCAGGAAUACGAUGAAAACACGCGCGGUAACGCGAGAGUGGAUGUCCCGCUAACGCCAGGGGGCCGGGUGCACCGGAGUAUAGAGAUACCAAGGGAGUUGGUCCGGAUCGACGCGAUUGCAGAUUGAGAGGCAGGCAGACAAACAACUUCCUACCUAACCCAUAUUCAUGUCCAUCUUUUGUCCAUUCUUUUUACUCCUCCUUUCUCUCUUUCUUUCUUUCUUUCUUUUUUUUUCCUUCUCUCACAAACACCUUUUUGGAGCUAUUUGUAUUCUUAUUCAAUAUGCCUGCAUCAUCGGAAGGGGCGAAAAACGGGUUUGGUUCAUCCCUUGGAUCAAGGUGUCACGGGAGGGGUGCGGUGUUCUGGUUGUCCUCUUGAGGAAUAUGCAUAUCUGCAUCCAUUUAUUUUUGUUUAUCUUUGCCUUAUCUUUUUUUUUAUUUUUUUUAUUUUUUUUUAU
Molecule: messenger RNA, 2962 nt
Organism: Coccidioides posadasii C735 delta SOWgp
Lineage: Eukaryota; Fungi; Ascomycota; Eurotiomycetes; Onygenales; Onygenaceae
Biological process (GO): ubiquitin-dependent endocytosis
Cellular component (GO): cytoplasm; cytosol
Molecular function (GO): protein-macromolecule adaptor activity; ubiquitin protein ligase binding
Source: RefSeq, a predicted model, not a curated record